Molecule: messenger RNA, 1024 nt
Organism: Chrysoperla carnea
Lineage: Eukaryota; Metazoa; Arthropoda; Insecta; Neuroptera; Chrysopidae
Gene: CIA30
Product: complex I intermediate-associated protein 30, mitochondrial
Exons: 4
Coding region: 39-953 (304 amino acids)
Biological process (GO): mitochondrial respiratory chain complex I assembly; mitochondrial electron transport, NADH to ubiquinone
Cellular component (GO): mitochondrion
Source: RefSeq, a predicted model, not a curated record
GGAAUGUGACAGUUAAAAACUGUCUUAACCUCAACAUUAUGAAUGUCAUUUUAAAAAGAAUUCAUUGCAAUGCUGUGUUGAGAAAUAUUAUUAUUAAUUUUAAAUUAGAAACAAUUAGUUGUAAUAAAAUACAUUUAACAAAUGUCGAUAAUUUAUUUUGGGAAAGUGAUAAAAAAGGAGGUUAUAACCGACAAAAUAAGAAUAUUUCUAAAACGUUAUUAAUUAAAAAUGGAUUUAAAGAACUCAAAGAUGAAUUGGUAUUAUGGAAAAAUGAAGUUAAAGAAAAGUUUUUAUUAGACCCGGUUAUGGUUUGUAGACCAGGUGAAACAGACGUAGUAUGGCGCUAUGGUAAUAAAGAGUCAUUAUCACAAUGGAUUACAACCAGUGAUAGUGAUCAUAAUGAAGGUAAAAGUUCAUGUUCACUAAACUUAAAUCGCCAGGGACGUGGCGUAUUUUCUGGUAUAAUAAACACAGAAGUGCCUAAAGAUGGACGCACUAAAAAAUCUGGAUACUGUAAUAUGCGAUCAAUUCGUGCUCGAAAAUCAUUUAAACGUGAAGCAUAUUUGGAUUGGCACAUGUAUAAUAAAUUAGUGUUAAAGAUACGUGGUGAUGGACGACCGUAUUUAUUAAAUAUAGCAUCCGAAGGCUAUUACGAUAUAUGGUGGAAUGACAUUUAUCAUUAUAUAUUAUUUACUCGAGGUGGUCCAUAUUGGCAAAUUGCUAAGAUACCGUUUUCAAAAUUCUUUUUAUCAUCGAAAGGUCGUGUACAAGAUCGACAAUACCCAAUAAGAUUAGACCGUGUGACAUCAUUUGGUAUAUCAGCCGGGGAUCGGGUAAAUGGUCCUUUUCAAUUAGAAAUUGAUUAUAUAGGUUUAGAAUAUGAUCCUAAUCAUACUGAAGAAUUUGCUUACGAAAUGUACAAAGUUAAACAAAAGUAUAUUGUAGCUAAUUAAUUAUAUUAUUUUAGGUUUGUUAAUUUUGUUUAAUAAAAGUUAUACAUAAUUCUCCCAUAAGAGUUACCAAA